Messenger RNA from Melopsittacus undulatus (budgerigar), 1896 nucleotides. RefSeq names its product golgi associated kinase 1A (gene GASK1A). Gene Ontology annotation, cellular component: Golgi apparatus. Bases 1 to 1254 code for a protein of 417 amino acids. The transcript is spliced from 4 exons. NCBI's taxonomy places the organism in Eukaryota, Metazoa, Chordata, Aves, Psittaciformes, Psittaculidae. The record is from RefSeq and is a predicted model, not a curated record.
AUGCUCUCCCUUUCCCUACAGGUGCAGCGACCAUGGAGAAGGACAGGGCUGAAGCCUCCUGCCCCGGCAGCCCUCGCAGUGCUGCUGGCCCUGGCUCUGCUGGCCCUUGCCCGCCUUACCCCCCCACCACAUCAUCCCCUGCACCCACUGCCUGCAUCAUCCCCCCCAGCCCCAUGGCAGGAGGUGGCUGCUCCCCUAUCCAGGGGACGAGCCCCCAGUGGAAGGGUCCCUGUACUGCAGGAGCAGCCCCAUGGCCGGGGCCGGAGGCAGCGGCGAGGGGCAGCAGGGGAUGCUCCCCCAUGGUUCUCUGAUGAUGACCUCCAGAAGAUGCAGCUCCUGGCCAGCGGGCAGGUGGUGUCCAAAACCCGCAUCCCAGCCCAUGGGCAGGUCCUGCGAGUGGGGCUGCAGGCCAUAGGGGAUGCUGGAAGGGACAGCGCACCAGAAAGGGACUGCCAGGACGGGCACUGUGGGCUCAUCAAGCGUCCCAGGGACCUCUAUGAGGUGCUGGCUUUCCACCUGGACAGGGUGCUGGGGCUGAACCGCAGCCUGCCCGCUGUGGCUCGGCGCUUCACCAGCCACCUCCUGCCCUACAGCUACACCAAUGGCUCCCUGCGACCCAUCAUCUGGUGGGCACCGGACCUCCAGCACCUGGAGGAUGCCAACAAUGACCAGAACUCCUGUGCUCUGGGGUGGCUGCAGUACCAGGAGAUGCUGCGGCCCCAUGGACCAAUGCCAGCGGAUGGGGAUGCUCCCUGCUCCAGCAUCCCACGUGGCGAGUGGAGCCGCUUGGCCCUCUUUGACUUCCUCCUCCAGGUUCAUGACCGCCUGGACCGCUACUGCUGUGGAUUUGAACCCGAUCCCUCCGAGCCCUGUAUGGAGGAGAUGCUCCAUGAGAAGUGCCGAAACCCAGCGGAGCUGGUCCUGGUGCACAUCCUGGUCCGGAGGAGCGCUCCAUCCCGCCUGGUGUUCAUUGACAACGCAGGCAAGCCACAGCACCCCGAGGAGAAACUCAACUUCAGGCUCCUGCAAGGCAUAGACAGCUUCCCUGCAUCAGCCGUGGCCACGCUGCGGUCGGGCAGGCUCCAGAGCCUGCUACUGGAAUCACUGCGUGUGGACCGGGAGCUCUGGGAGAGCCAUGGUGGUGCUGAGGGCCUGAGACCCCUGCUCCGGACCAUUGACAGGCGGGCACGCAUCCUGCUGCGGCACAUCCGGGAGCACAACCUGACUGUGUUUGAGGACACAUCCCAACAGUGAUGGAUGUGCCUCAUUGGGGGUGAUGUGACACUGUGGGUGCUUGGGGCUCCAAAAGGGGUUUCCCAUCUCCUUGUAGGAUGCACUGGAGAAGGAGACUGGAUCACAGGGAGUGGGAAAGAGGAGGAGACAUCUCCUGAAACAACCCACAGCUGCUUAGGAAAACACAACUGUUGUCAAGUAAUGGGUUUUCAAAGGGAGAGCACAUCCAUGGGGUUUUUGUGGUUCCUUCACCCCCUACCCCAGCAGCUUUGAACACCAGAGGCUCAGACAGUUAAACAGCCUAUGGGGACCCUGGGAAGGGUUAAAGAAGCAAUGAGAAUCACUGCUCAGGGCUGCAGGAAGUCACUGUCAGCCUUUCCAUGGCUUGCACUGGGCUUUUGGAUGAUGCCUUUGCUGUUUCCAGGGAGGCUGGAGCAGCAUGGAAUAAAGCAGAGGGUGCUUUCUAAGCAGGGACAAGUGACCGGAGCUGAGCUCUGUCUGUCCCACAUGGAGGAGGUGACGUGUGCCUGGGAGUGAGGAUAAAUCAGCCUCUCAGAGCCCAUUUGUGCUGUCCCCAGCGAGCACCAUGUGCCAUGUGCUGUGCCAUCCCAUUGAAUGUGGAAUCUGAAGAUUUAAAUCCCUCACUUUCCCUUUGCUGUCAGA